AUGGCCACAAGAACUCUGGUAGUCGGGGGAACCGGUGGCAUCGGCUACGCGAUAGCCUCGCGCCUCGCCGCCGAGUCCUCAUCCUCCACCGUGAUCAUUAGCGGGCGCAACAAGCCGCAGGACAUCCCACACGCGAACAUGGAGUUCCGGCCGCUGGACGCGUCAUCGAUGCGCGCAAUCAAGGACUACACGACCGCGUAUAAGGCCACUAAGCCGCCAGCCCUAGACUACCUCGUCCUCAGCCAGGGCAUCGGAACCAUGGCUGGCCGCACCGAGACAGCAGAGGGCAUCGACAACAAGAUGGCGCUUCACUACUACGGCAAGCAGCUGCUAAUCCGCGAGCUGCUGCCGGUUCUCAAGGACGACGCCAAGAUCCUCAUCGUGCUCGACGGAAAACGCGGUAACCCGUCCAGUCUCAUCUGGGACGACCUAGAUCUCAAGUCCAACUUCAGCCUUGCCAACGCGGCCGCCCACUGUAUCUCCAUGACGGACGCCAUGGUGCAGGCCUUCGCGACGCAGCAGGCGGGCAGCAAGAGACACUUUGUGCACGCCUAUCCUGGCUUCGUGCGGACCGAGAUCUUCAAGAACCUGCCGUGGUAUCUGCGGACCCCGGCGAAGGCCAUCGGCCCUUUGUUGGGUGUGCUGCCUGACACGUGCGCCGAGAGGCUCAUCAGCGGGACACGUGAGCGAGCAGCGGACGGCGAUAAGCUCUGGAGUUUCAUUGAUGAGAAGGGCCAUCUGAUCUCGAACAAGGCAAGCUGGACAGAGCAGCAGAUCAAGGAUGUCGAGGACCAUACGUGGAAGGUUAUCGAUGGUGCGCUGAAUACGACGGCUUGA
This is a messenger RNA of Fusarium keratoplasticum, 837 nucleotides long. RefSeq lists its product as uncharacterized. The record is from RefSeq and is a predicted model, not a curated record. The transcript has a single exon. NCBI's taxonomy places the organism in Eukaryota, Fungi, Ascomycota, Sordariomycetes, Hypocreales, Nectriaceae. Bases 1 to 837 code for a protein of 278 amino acids.